GGAGGAUCUAGGACGGCUGCCAGCUGCUGACAGAAAGACACACUGCAACACACACACACACACACACACCACAGAGAGAGGAGUGGAGAGAGAGAGAGAGAGAGACACGCAGGACCAGUAAAAGUUGCCUCAUUCGAACCAACAGUCGACAUGGCUAAGUACUCAGACUUGGAAGGUGCCAUCAACACGCUUGUCAGCAACUUCCACUCGGCGUCGUCCGACAACAGUGGUACGCUAAAAGUGGACGAAUUCAAAGGUCUUUUGUCCUCUCAGCUGCCUACCCUGGGCAAGGCCUUCAUGUCAGAACAAGGACUGAGCGAGAUCUUGCGGAAGAUGGGAGUGGGCGACGGCGAGGGCAUCUCCUUCUCUCACUUCUGGAACCUCAUCCAGAAUCUAGCCACCACGCAGCACGGCCUCCUCGGCGGCAACAAGGGCUCCUCCUGUAGCUGCAUCCUCCUGUGAAGGCCCCCUCCUCGGCACAAAACAACAUCAUCCCCGGUCGGUCGGAAAAACAAUAGAUGUCAACGUCUAGUCCGCCCACGUGCAAGGCAUUCCUCCAUUUUUAUACACUAUCAUUUCUGUCUCUCUGGCAGGUUUUAACAUUUCCAUCACACAAAAUAAACGUUCCAAUGCAGUCUCUCUGACCAAACCAAUCCAUUUUUAGUGUUUUUUUUUAUUUGUAAUCUUUCACUAGCAGAGCCUCCCUCACUUUGCUGGUGCUCCCAACAAAAGGUAUAAAGUAUAUACAGGCAAUAAAUAUAUCAGGUCAUUCCACUAUGCAUCUAUGGUGUAUUUCAAAUGCAAUGGGUACAAAAGGCCACGGGGCUCUAAUCAUUAACUCAUCUACCUUUCCCUCCCAAAUGUAUCUUCACUUUGCUUGUCAUGUAUAGUCAGGGUGUUGUGUCUACUUUUUUUUAUUUUAUAAAUGCAUUUUAUUAGCAGUUGGAGGACAUUAAACCAGCUUAGAAAUAAUUCUGGAGUAAAUGGACCUCAGGGUAAAUUACAAGUGGCAGUUUUCAACCACUUCUCAUCUCGUUCAAACGCCUGUGAAACAUCUCAAAUGUGUCCCUUUAGUCACUCUGCAGUCGCUUUGUAUUUAUAUUUUGUAAUUCCCUGUAACCUGACACUAUUGGAAAACCAUGUAUGAAGCAUAUAAAGAAAAUAGCAAUACCUAAA
Doryrhamphus excisus (bluestripe pipefish) is the source of this 1176-nucleotide messenger RNA. It is a transcript of the gene s100v2, whose product is annotated as S100 calcium binding protein V2. The record is from RefSeq and is a predicted model, not a curated record. Lineage: Eukaryota; Metazoa; Chordata; Actinopteri; Syngnathiformes; Syngnathidae.